This is a messenger RNA of Setaria italica (foxtail millet), 1593 nucleotides long. RefSeq names its product protein BZR1 homolog 2. NCBI's taxonomy places the organism in Eukaryota, Viridiplantae, Streptophyta, Magnoliopsida, Poales, Poaceae. Gene Ontology annotation, biological process: brassinosteroid mediated signaling pathway; DNA-templated transcription. Gene Ontology annotation, molecular function: DNA-binding transcription factor activity. The record is from RefSeq and is a predicted model, not a curated record. The coding region runs from base 199 to 1242 and encodes 347 amino acids. The transcript is spliced from 2 exons.
CCCACCCCUCGCUCCCAGCGUGCGUUGCCUUUCCGUGUGAUCCCUUCUCGCCUCGCCUCACGCUUCCCCCCCCUCCUCGGCUCCUCGCUCUCUAGCUCCUCUCGCUUCCUCCCCACCCCAACGAGGCGGGGACCAGGCCAGUCUCGUCCCGUCCCCUUCCCUUCCUCAGCGAGCGGAGAUCACUCAGCUCGGCUCGGCAUGGCGAGCGGCGGGGGAGGAGGAGGAGGAGGAGGGGCGCUGGGGGUGGCGGGCGCGGGGCGGAUGCCCACGUGGAGGGAGCGGGAGAACAACAAGCGCCGUGAGCGGCGGCGCCGCGCGAUCGCCGCCAAGAUCUUCGCGGGCCUCCGCGCGCACGGCGGGUACAAGCUGCCCAAGCACUGCGACAACAACGAGGUGCUCAAGGCGCUCUGCAACGAGGCCGGAUGGGUCGUCGAGCCCGACGGCACCACCUACCGCAAGGGAAGCAAGCCUCAAGAACGCGUGGAUGCAAUUGGGUGCUCCGUAUCACCAAGCCCAUGUUCAUCCUACCAACUAAGUCCACGGGCAUCAUACAAUGCGAGCCCUACUUCCUCUUCAUUCCCCAGCGGUGCAUCUUCUCCCUUCCUCCCUCCUAAUGAAAUGGCUAAUGGUAUCGAUGGCAACCCUAUCCUACCAUGGCUCAAGACAUUGUCCAACGGUACUCCAUCAAAGAAGCACCCGCUUCUACCACCACUGUUGAUCCAUGGUGGCUCCAUCAGUGCUCCAGUAACUCCCCCACUAAGCUCACCAUCUGCCCGGACACCUCGGAUGAAGACAGAUUGGGAUGAAUCAGCUGUCCAGCCUCCAUGGCACGGCGCAAACAGCCCCUCUAUAGUGAACUCCACCCCGCCCAGUCCUGGUCGGUCGAUGGCGCCUGACCCUGCAUGGCUUGCCAGUAUCCAAAUCUCAUCGACCAGUCCGAAUUCCCCUACCUUCAGCCUAGUAUCCACUAAUCCGUUCAGCGUCUUCAAAGAAUCUAUCUCAGUUGGUGGCAACUCAUCAAGGAUGUGCACGCCGGGGCAAAGCGGCACAUGCUCUCCCGCGAUCCCAGGCAUGCCACGACCCUCUGAUGUUCACAUGAUGGAUGCCGUCUCCGACGAGUUUGCUUUCGGAAGCAGCACGAACGGCGCGCAGCAGGCUGCUGGGCUGGUGAGGGCGUGGGAAGGCGAGCGGAUCCAUGAGGACUCUGGAUCGGACGACCUGGAGCUGACCCUGAAGCUCUAGGGCAGGCGCUGAUGAUGCUUAACAUCGCUAACUUGGAGGAAUUGUUGCCGUUGUUUUUAGUGUAUUUUCUUAUUGUUGUUGAUUAGUUCGUAAUGGAGACCAAUUGUGUGGUUCCAUUCAGAUAGCUUCACUUGUUGUGAUGAUAAUUGUGGUGUUUAUUUAUGCAAGGGGAGAGGGAUAGAGCCUAGAGGUGUGAAGGGCUUGGUUCGGGCGAAAUGAGCUCAGAUGUAGCCCGGUGCCCUGCACAGCCGGUGAUCUCGGUUGGGUGUCGCAUAAGCUCCCCCUGUGCUGUUGUCGUGACAAUUGUAAAUUAAUGUCAGAAGUCAUUCAGAAACCUGUGAAGCAUUUUUA